This is a messenger RNA of Perca fluviatilis (European perch), 1405 nucleotides long. It is a transcript of the gene tdgf1, whose product is annotated as teratocarcinoma-derived growth factor 1. The record is from RefSeq and is a predicted model, not a curated record. The coding region runs from base 486 to 1094 and encodes 202 amino acids. NCBI's taxonomy places the organism in Eukaryota, Metazoa, Chordata, Actinopteri, Perciformes, Percidae. The transcript is spliced from 6 exons.
GCAUCAGACAGACGGAAACAGAGAGCAAUCGGGAGUGGGCGGGGCUUCCGGAGCCCCCUGUAUGAGAGUCAAUCGGGAGUGGGCGGGGCUUCCGGAGCCCCCUGUAUGAGAGUCAAUCGGGAGUGGGCGGGUCUUCCGGAGCCCCCUGUAUGAGAGUCACCUGAAGCACAGAGAGAAACCUUCAGAGGAAACUAACCGCCACCGCCGGAGGAGGGAGUUGGAAGCCGAGCUCGCAUCUUCUAACCGUGAAGCCUUUGGCCGUGAAGUCAAGUCACUCACACAGGAAUUUAUGGACACUUUUUAAAAUUCUUCUGACUUUUGGAAACCGCAAAACAUAGACCUACGUAGCCUACGAAUCACCGUGUACUAUUGUUUGAAGUCUGCAGGUAGAAUUUUACCGCCAUUGGUCUGGGGAAAGUGUUUUUAGUGCGAUUUAUUCACAACAGAGUUGAGACCGUGGAUUUGUUUCAACCUCUCCGGUAAAAAUGAGUUGGAUACAGCUUCUCAGGGUUGUGCUGUGCGCAGCGACCUGUCUCCGCUGUGCUGCCGCUCCGCCCGCUGCAGGCUGUGAGGGAGACGAGUGCGCUAGAGGCCAGGCCUCCUCUUCAUCACCCUCUCUGUCUUCUUCGUCUUCCGCGGUGGUGAAAGCCCAGCAGCCCUCCCAGGACUUCCUGGGCCAGUUUACCCAGGUGAGCUCACCAAACAGCGGGGACCGUAAACACCGCGACGCCAGCGCCGUCCUGCCCUUCAUCGGCCUCACAGGCAGUGCUGAGCAGAGUCGGAGCUGCUGUAAGAACGGAGGAACCUGUAUCCUGGGCAGCUUCUGUGCCUGCCCUCCGUUCUUCACCGGGAGGAGCUGCGAGUACGACCAGCGCAUCAGGAGCUGCGGUUUGAUUCCUCACGGCGAGUGGGUUCAGAAAGGAUGCUCCUACUGUCGCUGUGGUUACGGCGUCCUGCACUGCUUCCCCCACGUCUUCAACGACUGUGAUGACUCGGAGGAGGUGCGUUGGUAUCACUCGUCCGCUGUCAGGACCGUUUGGCCCGGCUGCUUCCUGUUUCUGAUGCUGCUUCUUCCCCUGCUUCCCCUCCUCUGAUGGGUUUAAAAAAAACAAAAACAAUGCUGGACACCAACACCAGCUGUGGACUAUACAUGAUUUCUUGAGCUGCUUCUUCAGGACUAAAGAUCAGUUUCCAAACCCCAGUCAGAGCUUUACAAGCUUCAAACUAAUAUUUAUUGUAAUUUUUUUUCUUCAAAAUGCUACUGUAGGGGAGGAGUCAAAUUAUAGUCUGAAAACUAGAGUUCAGGAGAUGUUCCAUUAUGAGGGAAGACAUCCUACUUUCUAAGUAAGAGUUGUUAAAUACAUAUAAUAUGAUGUAUUUCAAACGCUGCAGUUAGACUGUUUUG